CCCGGCGGUCCCCGCGCGCAACAGGUCAGGGCUAGGCUGGGGCCGGGCGCCCGGUGCUCGCUGAGGCGGCGGCGGCGGCGGCUACGGCUGGGAGAGCCGGGCCGGAGCCCGCGGCAGAGGCCGUGGCUAGUACUGGGAGGGCGGCGGGGAGGGACGCGGGAGGAAGAUGGCGACGUCGGGGGCGAACGGGCCCGGCUCGGCCACAGCCUCAGCUUCCAAUCCGCGCAAGUUCAGUGAGAAAAUCGCGCUGCAGAAGCAGCGUCAGGCCGAAGAGACGGCGGCCUUCGAGGAGGUGAUGAUGGACAUCGGCUCCACCCGGUUACAGGCCCAAAAACUGCGACUGGCGUACACACGGAGCUCCCACUAUGGUGGCUCUCUGCCCAACGUUAACCAGAUUGGCUGUGGCCUGGCUGAGUUCCAGCAGAGCCCUCUCCACUCACCUUUGGAUUCAUCUCGGAGCACUCGGCACCACGGGCUGGUAGAACGGGUGCAGCGAGACCCCAGGAGAAUGGUGUCCCCACUCCGACGCUACCCCCGCCACAUUGACAGCUCUCCCUACAGCCCUGCCUACUUAUCUCCUCCCCCGGAAUCCAACUGGCGGAGGACAAUGCCCUGGGGCAAUUUCCCUGCAGAGAAGGGGCAGUUGUUUCGACUCCCAUCUGCACUUAACAGGACCAGCUCUGACUCUGCCCUUCACACAAGUGUGAUGAACCCCAGCCCUCAGGACACUUACCCAGGCCCUGCACCUCCCAGCGUCCUGCCAGGCCGCCGAGGAGGUUUUCUGGACGGCGAAAUGGACUCCAAAGUCCCCCCUAUUAAGCAGAACUUGCUGGAUGACAAGCACUUGCUGAAGCCAUGGGAUGCUAAGAAGCUGUCUUCAUCCUCUUCCCGACCACGGUCCUGUGAAGUCCCUGGAAUUAACAUCUUUCCAUCUCCUGACCAGCCUGCCAAUGUGCCUGUCUUCCCGCCUGCCAUGAAUACAGGAGGCUCCCUACCUGACCUUACCAACCUGCACUUUCCCCCACCACUGCCCACCCCCCUGGAUCCUGAGGAGACAGUUUACCCCAGCCUGAGUGGGGGUAACAGUACCUCCAAUUUGACCCACACCAUGACCCACCUAGGCAUCAGCGGGGGCCUGGGCCUGGGCCCAGGCUUUGAUACACCAGGACUUCAUUCACCUCUCAGCCACCCAUCCUUGCAAUCCUCCCUAAGCAAUCCCAACCUCCAGGCUUCCCUGAGCAGUCCUCAGCCACAACUCCAGGGUUCCCACAGUCACCCCUCAUUGCCCUCCUCCUCCUUGGCCCGCCAUGCACUGCCUGCCACCUCCCUGGGUCACCCCUCACUCAGUGCUCCAGCCCUCUCUUCCUCCUCCUCCGCUUCAUCUCCCAUGCUGGGUGCCCCCCCUUACCCAGCUUCAACCCCUGGGGCCUCCCCCCGCCACCGCCGUGUACCCCUCAGCCCCCUGAGUUUGCCCGCGGGCCCAGCCGACGCCAGAAGGUCCCAACAGCAGCUGCCCAAACAGUUUUCGCCAACAAUGUCACCCACCUUGUCUUCCAUCACUCAGGGCGUCCCCCUGGACACCAGUAAAUUGCCCACUGACCAGCGAUUGCCUCCGUACCCAUACAGCCCCCCAAGUCUGGUUCUGCCCACCCAGCCACCAACCCCCAAGCCUCUCCAGCAGCCAGGGCUGCCCUCUCAGGCCUGCUUAGUGCAGCCCUCAGGUGGGCAGCCCCCAGGCAGGCAGCUGCACUAUGGGGCACUGUACCCACCCAAUUCCAGUGGACACGGGCAGCAGUCUUACCAACGGCCAAUGAGUGACUUCAGCCUGGGGAAUCUAUCUCCGUGCAGCUUGUACUUUGAUGCCUACUGCUUUGAUGUGUUCUCUUCCUGGCACGCACAUGCACUGUCCCAGCAGUUGGAGCAGUUCAGCAUGGAGAGCCCGUCAACCAGCCUGGUGCUGGAUCCACCUGGCUUUUCUGAAGGACCUGGAUUUUUAGGGGGUGAGGGGCCAGUGAGUGGUCCCCAGGAACCCCAUGUCCUCAACCACCAGAACUUGAGCCACUGUUCUCGCCAUGGCUCAGGGCCAAAUGUCAUUCUCACAGGAGACUCCUCCCCAGGUUUCUCUAAGGAGAUUGCAGUAGCCCUAGCUGGAGUGCCUGGUUUUGAGUUGUCAACAUCUGAUUUGGAGCUGGAGGAUGAGCUGCACAUGGAGCCACUGGGCCUGGAAGGGCUCAACAUGCUGAGCGACCCCUGUGCUCUGCUGCCUGACCCUGCUGUGGAGGAUUCCUUCCGCAGUGACCGGCUACAGUGAGGGGACUUCAUCACCAUCCUUCUUGGCCCUGUCUCCCAUCACUGUCCCUUUCCUCCCUUCUCCCUGGCCAGUAGAGACUCCACUCUCUGCCCCCAGAUCCUCUUUCUAACUUGAAUGAGGGAUCCCAAGAAUGAGAAAAGGCCAAGGGGUUUGUCCAGGUGACCUCUGAAUUCUGCACAAGGGGUGGGCCUGGGGGAGCUCAAGGGAGGGCCUAAAGCACUUGUAACUUUGAACCGUCUGUCUGGAGGUCAGAGCCUGUUGGAAAGCAGGGGGUAGAGGGGAGCCCCAGAGGCAGGGCUUGUCCAGAUGCCUUGGGGUGGGCAGUGCCAGCCCCUCCUCACCACUCUUCCCCUUGCAAUGGAAGAGAGAGCCAGAGUGGAUAUUAUUUUUU
Molecule: messenger RNA, 2702 nt
Organism: Condylura cristata (star-nosed mole)
Lineage: Eukaryota; Metazoa; Chordata; Mammalia; Eulipotyphla; Talpidae
Gene: CRTC2
Product: CREB regulated transcription coactivator 2
Exons: 15
Coding region: 167-2311 (714 amino acids)
Biological process (GO): protein homotetramerization; positive regulation of transcription by RNA polymerase II
Cellular component (GO): cytoplasm; nucleus
Molecular function (GO): cAMP response element binding protein binding
Source: RefSeq, a predicted model, not a curated record